UUGAAAUGCAUUUACAUUAGGACCUUGCAGCCUACAGUACAUAUCGACCUGUAACAUGAUUUGUUUUUGGGGAUAUGAUAAUGAAAGAAUAUCUGUUCCACUGAACUGACACCGUUUCGAGUUCAGUAUCCUACCUGCGUUGUCUUGAGCGAGACCAAUCGUUAUUUUCAUGCGUCUGGAUUGGUCGCCUGGCGUGUUUACAGAGUUAUGGGUGCAUUACAGUCGUUACCUGAUGAAUUCGAAUACAGAGAUCUAUCAGAGAAGACCGGCUUUUCCUUCGAGCAGAUUGGAAUCCUGCAUAAAAGAUUCAAGCAGUUGAGCCACAAUGAAGACACGCUGAGACGAGAUGACCUCAACACAAUUCCAGACCUGUCAUGCAAUCCGAUCCGAACCCAAAUUAUAGAGGCCUUCUUUGACAAAAGAAACUUCCAUCAGAAUGGUGAGGGGACUGUCCAGGAGAUCAGCUUUGAGGAGUUCCUGGUGGUCAUGUCCCACUUCAGACCUCCAGCACUGGACAUGACAGAGGAACAGAGAGAGAUUAUCAGGAGGGAAAAACUCCGCUUCCUGUUUAACAUGCACGACACAGACAAUGAUGGAACAAUCACUCUGGAGGAGUACCGACAUGUAGUGGAGGAGCUGCUGUCUCGGAGUGGAGCCCUGGGGAAGGAAACGGCUAAAGGCAUAGCAGACGCUGCCAUGCUGGAGGUAGCCAGUAUCUCCAUGGGUCACAUGGAACCAGAUGAGUUUUACGAGGGGAUCACUUUUGAACAUUUCCUAAAGAUACUGAAAGAUAUUGAGAUCGAGACAAGAAUGAACAUUCGCUUUUUGAAUAUGGACACGACGAACCUGUGCAAGUGAGGAUCUUCCACCUUUUUUAUUACUAUGCAGCACCAGCACUCUUUUAUGGUAUUUUAUUUAGUGGCCAGUUAGGGCACACUUUAAGCAGUGACGUGUGGUUGGUGUCUGGGUAAGCACUGGCUGUUAUCAAAGCCAGAUUUACUCACAAAUAAACCUUCAUGAAGCCCAAGUUCACCAUACAACAGAUAGCUCCAACAACCAGAAUGACACAGGCUAUUAACCAAAAUUGACAACAAUGUUCACCAAAUGUGACCAACCGGCUCGAUUCGGUCUUAUGUAUCAAAAUUUGAAAUGGUGUUUUUUA
Messenger RNA from Salvelinus namaycush (lake trout), 1162 nucleotides. It is a transcript of the gene tescb, whose product is annotated as tescalcin b. The transcript is spliced from 8 exons. The coding region runs from base 208 to 858 and encodes 216 amino acids. Lineage: Eukaryota; Metazoa; Chordata; Actinopteri; Salmoniformes; Salmonidae. Gene Ontology annotation, molecular function: calcium ion binding. The record is from RefSeq and is a predicted model, not a curated record.